Molecule: messenger RNA, 1019 nt
Organism: Coffea arabica (coffee)
Lineage: Eukaryota; Viridiplantae; Streptophyta; Magnoliopsida; Gentianales; Rubiaceae
Source: RefSeq, a predicted model, not a curated record
AUCAUCGGUGGAUCAACCCAUUUCUUUGUUUUCUUACUCGUCGCAAUAAUUUUACUCUGUUCUUCCAUCAAAACUGUAAAUGCAACUUGCUAUGCAAGUGAGAAACAAGCUCUUAUGGACUUCAAGAAAGACUUGGAAGAUCCCUUUGGUAGACUCUCGUCUUGGAUACACGACGUUGAUUGCUGCAAAUGGGAAGGAGUUGUUUGUAGCAACCGAAGUGGCCGCGUGAUUCAACUUCACCUUCAGAGGCCUGUUCCUGAAAUUCAUGUCGUUGGUGAUGAGGAAGAAUCACCAUUAAGCGGUAAAAUCAGUCAUUCGUUACAAAAUUUGACUCACUUGCGUUACCUUGAUCUAAGUCUAAAUGAUUUCAGUGGAAUUCCAAUUCCCAGUUUUUUUGGGUCUCUCAGAAGUCUAAGGUACCUGAAUUUAUCCAGAGCUGGAUUUCAAGGAAUGGUUCCCUAUCAGCUUGGAAACCUAUCAAGUUUACGCACUUUAAGCAUAGGAGGCAAUCCGUCCGAUCUUCAAGUUGAUAACCUGCAAUGGUUGGUUGGUCUCUCUAAUCUGGAGCACCUAGACAUGAGUCGCGUGAACCUUAGUACGGCGUCUAAUUGGCUAGAGGAGGCAUCUCUCACAUUUUGUGUGAAGUGAAGAAUGAAAAUCAAGUUCUUCAAUAUCUGGAUCUUCGGGAGAAUUCUUUAUCAGGAGAAAUUCCUGACUGUUGGAUGAAUUACCCAUUCAUGUAUCACAUCAACCUCAACAGCAAUAACUUCACCGGAAGCAUUCCAAGGUCAUUGUUUCAUUUGGAAUAUCUGGACUAUUUAGGCUUGGGUAAUAACAGUCUCACUGGUCCGAUAACCUUUGACUUUGUAAAUCAUGAAUAAAUAAGUGGAGGCAUUUGAUGUUUGAUCCUAUGGGUAAAAAUAAGAUAGACAUCAAAAGUGACUUUGUGGGCUGUUGGCUAUGUAGAAAAUGUUGUAAUUUUUAACCGUAAUGGAUGAUGCACCAGUGUUUUGAAGCUA